AUGACUACUAUCGACUCGGCAAUAAUCGCCAAACAUACAACGUCCUCGACCCCCCAGCCGCAUGUUAUCUACAUUAUUGAGGUUACGCACGACAACGGAGCGAUCUUCGAGGUCCAAAGGCGCUUCUCUGACUUCGUUGCGCUGAAGCUCGCCCUUGGAGACUGCUUCCCGCUCCCACCCAAGCGCACCAUCACGACAUCGGUCGUCCCGUGCGCGUGGAUGGAUGAUAGACUCAUUGAGGAGAGGAAGCGCGGGCUUCAGAUGUACUUGACGUACCUCCUACACGACCUCGCGCGUCGCCGUGAUCCGGAGCUCGCGCGGUUCCUGGCUCCAGGGUACUACAGAUACAUUGGCCGCCUCAGUGCUGCAAACAACGCCAAGGACGGGCCUGGUGGAGAACAAGUGACGACCCCGAGCAUGAUACAAGCAAAGAGCGCCUUGGCGUCGAGCUAUAUGCGCUCAGGUGGCGCGAACGCCGCAGGGACGGAUGAAGACAGAAAGAAGCCCAUCGCCGCAUCCUACUACCCCUCGUGGGCGGCUGAUACGCUUCCACCGAGCAAGAUUGAUUUCUCCAAGUUCGACGUAAUCUUCUUUGCGUUUGUAACUCCAAACGGAACCGCUGGCAUCAAUUGGGAUGAUGGAUCCGAGAAGGUGUUGCAAAACCUGGUUGUUGCUGCUCGUCAGAGUGGUCAUAGCACAAAGAUCGUACUCUCCGUUGGUGGAUGGGGUGGGUGCCAUUGGUUUAGCCAGGUGAUGUCGACCUCCUCGAACCGCACCAAGUUUGCAAAUACCCUGGUGAACACUGUCAAUACUUAUGGGUUAGACGGUAAGGCAACUACCAUGAUGUCGUCUCAACUGCAGACUUAUUUGGAUCUUGAAGGCAUCGAUAUCGACUGGGAGUACCCCAACGCAGAAGGAAACGGGAACCCUCACUCAUCAGCAGAUACCGCCAAUUUGCUUAGCUUUUUCAAGAUGCUCCGCGACACUUUCGGGCCAACGAAGAUAAUUUCGGCGGCAGUUACUCAGCUUCCAUGGCUGGGACCUGACAGUGCUCCGUUAACCGACGUUUCUGCUUUUGCUGCUCAGAUGACUUACGUUAAUAUCAUGAAUUAUGACGUGUUCGGGGCGUCGUCGAACCCUGGACCGAAUGCUCCUCUAGGUGGGGGGAACCUCUGCGGUUCGAGCACUCAGCCAAAGGCAACAGCACAAGCGGCCUUCGCUCAAUGGACAAAAGCUGGUAUGCCGGCGUCGAAAUUGCUCCUAGGCCUGCCAUUGUACGGUUACGUCUCCAAGAGCUCGUCCAAGAAGCUCUCUGGUAGUUUGAUUCCGACUCCGAACGACCCACGCUUCCCCCCUGGUGCCCAUCCAAGGCAUCCUCCUAUCUCGGCGAACGGUGCUCAAGGCGAUCUUAGUCACCUUUGGGGCCAGCAGAUUGCGUUUAGCCAAAUCAUCAGUUUUGGUGCUCUGACGCAGAACUCGGAUGGCAGUUAUGGCGGGGUCAAUGGAUACACGAUGGGAUGGGACGAUUGCAGCGACACACCGUAUCUGUUCAACACGGCUCAGACUACAGUAGUUACCUAUGACGACACUUGGAGCAUCGCAAGUAAGACCCAGUUUGCGAAGAAAUCGGGAAUGGCAGGGUGCUUCACCUGGUCGAUGGAUCAGGACGACGGGCUGGCUUUGCAUAACAUUAUUCUUCACAACUUGAGGAAGUAA
Molecule: messenger RNA, 1716 nt
Organism: Cyclocybe aegerita
Lineage: Eukaryota; Fungi; Basidiomycota; Agaricomycetes; Agaricales; Hemipholiotaceae
Source: the annotation of a GenBank genome assembly